Molecule: messenger RNA, 3954 nt
Organism: Oenanthe melanoleuca
Lineage: Eukaryota; Metazoa; Chordata; Aves; Passeriformes; Muscicapidae
Gene: ISLR2
Product: immunoglobulin superfamily containing leucine rich repeat 2
Exons: 2
Coding region: 56-2155 (699 amino acids)
Molecular function (GO): protein binding
Source: RefSeq, a predicted model, not a curated record
GAGGAGCGCCGGGAAGGGCUGCGGGCGGCGGAGAGGCGCCUAGGAGAGGGGGGACAUGGCCCCGCUGCUGGCGCUGCUGCUGGCCGCCCUGCUGGGCUCGGGCCGGGCGUGCCCGGAGCCGUGCGCUUGCGUGGACAAGUACGCGCACCAGUUCGCCGACUGCGCCUACAAGGAGCUGCGGGCCGUGCCCGCGGGGCUGCCCUCCAACGUGACCACCCUGAGCCUGUCGGCCAACAAGAUCAGCUCGCUGCCCCGCGGCGCCUUCGCCGAGGUGACCCAGGUGAGCUCGCUGUGGCUGGCGCACAACGAGAUCGCCGCCAUCGAGCCCGGCGCGCUGGCCGUGCUGGUGCAGCUGAAGAACCUGGACAUCAGCCACAACCAGAUCGCGGAGUUCCCCUGGCAGGACCUGCGCAACCUCAGCGCGCUGCAGCUGCUCAAGAUGAACAACAACCGCAUGGCCGCGGUGCCGCCGGGCGCCUUCCGCACGCUCAAGGACCUGCGCUCGCUGCGCAUCAACAACAACCGCUUCGCCACGCUGGCCGAGGGCAUCUUCGACUCGCUGGGCUCGCUGUCGCACCUGCAGAUCUACAACAACCCCUUCGAGUGCUCCUGCGCGCUGCAGUGGCUGAAGCGCUGGAUGGAGAGCACGCACAUCUCCAUCCCCGAGCGGGACUCCAUCGCCUGCGCGCUGCCCGAGCGCCUGCGGGGCGUGCCGCUGGCCCGGCUGCCGGACCUGCGCUGCGCCGCGCCCGCCGUGCGCCUCAGCUACUCGCCCGGCAGCCUGGACGCGGCCGAGCUGCCGGACGGGCUCUCGCUGAGCCUGCACUGCGCCGUCAGCGGCUCGCCGCCGCCAGAGGUGCGCUGGAAGAUCCGCACGGCCGGGCAGAGCCUGGAGCUGCCGGGCGGGAGCGGCGCCAAAGAGGAGCCGCAGCCGCAGCCCGAGCGCUUCGCGGUGCUCAAGAACGGCACCCUGCUGAUCCCGCGCCUCAGCAAGCGCGAGGAGGGCACCUACACCUGCGUGGCCACCAACGAGGUGGGCACCAACCAGUCCUCCGUCAACGUGGCGGUGGCGGGCGCGCAGAAACACCCGCUGGCGCCCGGCGGGGACCCGCUGGGCGGCAAGGGGCAGGCGGGCGACAAGAAGCCCGGCGCCAAGGGGGCCAAGAACAGCGUGCUGACCCCGGAGGAGGGGGGCAAAGCGCUGGGCCCCACCCGGCAGAGCCAGCCCUCCUCGGCGGCGGCGGCGGGGCCGGAGCCUGAGCGCCGCGGGCGCGUCCCCGCGGAGCCGCCAGCCGCGGGGAAGGCGUGCGGCUCGCCGGCGGGCGGCUCCAAGUACGUGUCGAACCACGCCUUCAACCGGAGCGGCGAGCUGAAGCAGCACAGCUUCGAGCUGGGCGUCAUCGCCCUGGACGUGGCCGAGCGCGACGCCCGAGUGCAGCUGACGCCCACGCAGCCCGGCGGGGGCCACCUGGGCGUGCUGUACCUGUGCCAGCAGGGCCGCCGGGGCCACGCCCUGCUGCAGUGGUCGCGGAUCGAGGCCGGCGUGAACUCGUACUGGUUCCAGGGCUUGAGCCCCGGCACCAACUACUCGGUGUGCCUGAGCUCGCCGGGCGAGGAGUGCCGGGUGCAGGUGGUGUUCACCACCAAGAAGGAGAUCCCGUCGCUCGUCAUCAUCGUGGUGGUCAGCGUCUUCCUGCUGCUGCUGGCCACGCUGCCGCUGCUGGGCGCCGCCUGGUGCCACCUGCUCGCCAAGCUGCAGGCCAAGCCCUACAAGCUCAUCAUGAAGGCGCAGAACCCCGACCAGAUGGAGAAGCGCAUGGCCGCCGACUUCGACCCCCGCGCCUCCUACCUGGAGUCCGAGAAGAACUUCGGGCCCGGCGAGGCCGGCGAGGCCGAGGACGAGGAGGAGGAGGAGGAGGAGGAGGCGGGGGAUGAGGAAGGAGCGCGGUGGCGGCGCGGGAGGGAGGGGGAAGGCGCGGCGGAGCUGGAGCGGGAGGAGAGCGUGGCCGCCAGCUCCAUGGCGGAGUCGCAGUCCAAGGGCGGCGCCGAGGAGUUCGAGGUGCGCUCCGAGUACAGCGACAAGCUCCCGCUGGGCGCCGAGGCCGUCACCAUCUCCCCGGAGAUCAACGGCAACUACCGGCAGCGGCCCCGCUGAGCCCCCCGAGCCCCCCGCGCCCCGCUCCGCCCGGGGAAAAACACCCGGAGCAUCCCGGCCCCUCCUCCUCCUCCUCCUCCUCCUCCUCCUCCUCCUGCUCCCGCUCGCCCCUCACGCCGGGAUGAGCCUCCCACCAUUUCGUUUCCAUUUUUGGCACCGGUGACAACAACGAUUCCCGCUCCCCCGCCUCCCUCCGCCGCCCGCCAGCCCCGGGAUCGCUUUCCCCUCCGAGGAAAAAAACGAAAAAAACCCAGAAAAAAAAAAAACACACUAAAAGCAAAACGCCCGAUAGCCCAAAAUUCUCUUUGCUGGAAUGGGUUCAGUCCCCGGCGGUUCGCCGCCACCCCUCGGUGCUCGGUGAGUCCCCUCGGCCUCUCGGGUUCUCUCCUGCCGAGCCCGGAGCUGUCCCCGCUCAUCCCGGAGCUGUCCCCGCUCAUCCCGGAGCUGUCCCCGCUCAUCCCGGAGCUGUCCCUGCUCAUCCUGGAGCUGUCCCCGCUCAUCCCGGAGCUGUUCCCGUUCAUCCCGGAGCUGUCCCCGCACAUCGCGCAUCCCGAUUUUCCCCCGCUGGUGCCGACAUUCCCGGUCCCCGCCGCUCCCGGGCGGCUUUCCCCGCUCCCCGAUGGAUCCCGGGGUUCCUCGGUCCCCGCCGCUCGCGGGCGGUUCUCUCCAUCCCCCGAUGGAUAUUGGUGCUCCCCGCUCCGCGCCACUCCCAUCCCCGCUGGCUCCCGGUGCCCUCCGGUGCUUCCGGUUCUGCCACUCCCUUCCCCGGUGCUCCCUGGUGCUCCCCGGAGCUCCCCCCCGGUGGCUCCCGCCGCUGGCCCCGUUCAGCACCGGGCUCGCCGGGACAGCUCCGGCCCCCCGAGGCUCCAGGGGCUCCCCAGUUCCCGCUCCCCAUUCCCCGCUCCCAAAUCCAAUCCCCAAUCCCCGCUCCCUGCUCUGUUCUCCCCGAUCCUCGCUCCCCGGUCCCAAAUCCCCGCUCUCUAAUCCCCAAUCCUUGAUCUCCCAUCCCCGUCCCCAAUCCCCAAUCCCCUCUCCCUCAUCCUCUCUCCCCAUUCCCAUCCCCAUCCCCCUUCCCCAAUCCAUAAUCCCCGCUCCUCUCUCCCCUCUCCCUCAUCCCCCCAUUCACUCCCCCUUCCCCCUUCCCCAAUCCCCAAUCCCCAAUCCCCUCUCCCUAAUCCUCACUCCCCGUUCCCAAUCCCCCAUUCCCAUCCCCAUCCCCCUUCCCUCUUCCCCCUUCCCCAAUCCCCAAUCCCCCCAUUCCCACUCCCAUUCCCCAUUCCUCAAUGCCCGUUCCCCAUUCCCUCCUCCCCAAACCCCUCUCCCCUCUCCUCUCUCCCCGUUCCCAAUCCCCAUUCCCAAUCCCCAAUCCCAAUCCCCUCUCCCCACCCCAUCCCCAUCCCCAUCCCCAAUCCCCCCAUUCCCAUCCCCAUCCCCCUUCCCCACUCCCCACUCCCAUCCCAAUCCCCCAAUCCCCCCAAUCCCCAUCCCCAACCCCAAAUCCCCAAUCCCCAUUCCCAAUCCCUCUCCCCGCUCCCGGCGCUCCCGGCGGGGCCCCUCUCUGUGUUUUUGGGUAGAGUAGCCUCGUAGCCGAGUGUGUGUUUUCCGCAGCCGCGGGCGCGCUCCGUGCGCGCUCCUGUGUCUGCAGAGUCAAUAAACGGAUUGAAAGCGGAGCCGCUCCGUGCUUUGGGGAGGGGAAAAAAAAAACAAAAAACCCAAAAAACCGGGAAUUCUGUCCGCGGGGAGGGGACAGCCAGGGGGGUGGCGCCGUCCUAAAAAUAGAAAUUCAUUUACCCGGCCGU